AUGCGUGGUGCACUUUUCUUCCUGGCGGGAUUGCUACCCAGCGUUCUUGCUGCUCCUUUAUCCCUAGGAAUCGCAUUUUCGUCCACAGAUGGGUUGCCGGAAUUGACGUUGCCAUAUGCGACAUAUAAGGCGUAUUCAUAUGAUGUUACGGACGAUUAUUACACCUUCAAGAACAUCCGGUUCGCCGCUCCUCCUGUCGGGAACUUGCGGUGGGCUAAACCCGCCGCACCAUUGACCCAGAGCGGUGUUCAAGAUGGAACAGUAGGAUAUCAGUGUAUGCAAGCAGCUCCGCAGCAGCUAUUUGUUGCAUACCCGAUCUUGCAAUCUCUUGAACCAGCAUCGGAAGAUUGUUUAUUCCUUGAUAUCCAGGUUCCUGGCGCGGCUGUGAGGGGAGAAGUCAAAGACCUGCCUAUUCUAUUUUGGAUUUUUGGUGGAGGAUAUGUAUUGGGGUCGAAAUCCUUCUUUCUCUACGAUGGAAAUCCGUUCCUAAAGGCUAGCGGAAAUAACUUGAUCUAUGUAGCACCGAAUUACAGACUCGGUGCAUUCGGAUUUCUCAAUGGACCAACCAUGGAGUCCCAAGGUACUCCAAACGCUGCAUUUUGGGAUCAGAGGGCAGCACUUCAAUGGGUCCAAGACUAUAUUUCCCUCCUUGGAGGUGACAAGACAGCAGUCACCGCUAUGGGAGAAUCUGCCGGUGCCGGCUCAAUCAUGCACCAUCUCACUGCCCAAGGCGGAACUCUCACCCCGCAGUUCAAGCGUGCAAUCUUGAUGUCCCCGGCCUUUGAGCCACUCUAUGAUCCUGGCCGUCUUGAAAAACAGUAUCAGACUUUCGAAGUCAAGGCUGGAUGUAAAGGUCUUGGUCUUGCAUGUCUGCGUACAGUAUCAUCAGACGUCCUGCAAGCCGCGAAUGUCGCGACGGUUUAUGACUCUCCUUACGGGACAUUCGGGUAUGGUCCCGCAGUGGAUAAUGAUUUUGUCAGGGACCUACCUGGGAUUGAACUGGCGUCCGGUAAUUAUUAUAAGGAUGUUACCAUCAUGCUCGGCCACACAAGCAACGAAGGAUUCUUAUUCGCAGACCCUACAAAGAUCCUUAAUAGCCAGAUCGAUGCACUUCUCAAAGACAAUUUCCCCAACGCGACUACCCAGAACCUGGCCGAUCUCGAGACACUCUAUCCCGAACCCAGUCUUUUUGGCACGUUCCUUACCAACUAUGCCCGUCUCAGCGCCAUUAUCGGCGAAUGGGUUGUAACUUGCAACUUCCGUUAUCUUGCACAAGCAUUCCCAACCAAAUCAUGGGGAUACCAAUUCUCAGUCCCCCCGGGAAUUCAUGGCUUUGAUCUGAUCCUUGCGUUCUGGAGGAGCGAUCUGAACAUCGGGCAGGUUCUGCAGGUUGAUUUUGACCUUGAUUUCGUUACACAAAAGAACUUGGCGACGGGAUUCCAGAGCUACAUCACAAGCUUCGUGAGGAGUGGAGACCCAAACACCUACAAGGAGUCUGGGUCAGUCCCGCCGACAGCAACCUUCCCAGUGACGAAUGCUGGCGAUACUGUGAAGGUUUUGGAUGUGAACAUUUCGGGAUACUCGACAAUCAACGAUCCAGAUAUGGAUAAGACGAGGUGCGCGUACUGGCAGAGCGGAGCGUGGACUGGGAGGUAG
Molecule: messenger RNA, 1656 nt
Organism: Morchella importuna
Lineage: Eukaryota; Fungi; Ascomycota; Pezizomycetes; Pezizales; Morchellaceae
Exons: 5
Coding region: 1-1656 (551 amino acids)
Source: RefSeq, a predicted model, not a curated record